Echinops telfairi (small Madagascar hedgehog) is the source of this 2343-nucleotide messenger RNA. It is a transcript of the gene RPAP3, whose product is annotated as RNA polymerase II associated protein 3. The transcript is spliced from 15 exons. The record is from RefSeq and is a predicted model, not a curated record. Lineage: Eukaryota; Metazoa; Chordata; Mammalia; Afrosoricida; Tenrecidae. Bases 114 to 2126 code for a protein of 670 amino acids. Gene Ontology annotation, molecular function: protein binding.
GUCGGCCGGGCCCGGAGGACCUCGGUGGGGCCCGAUCCCCUUUUGACUGCGGAGUCCGCGGCUCGCCCGGAUCUUGGCUGAUUGUUGAAUUGUUCAAAACUCCGCGGUCCAUAAUGACGUCAACAAGUAAAGCAAUUGAAUUACAACUGCAAGUGAAGCAAAAUGCAGAAGAACUACAGGACUUUAUGAAGGAUUUGGAAAACUGGGAAAAAGACAUUAAACAAAAGGAUAUGGAACUAAGAAAGCAGAAUGGUGUUCUUGAAGCGAAGUUGCCUCCUAUUCGAAAUGGGAAUUUUAGAAAAAAGAAGAAAAGCAAAGCCAAAGAGUCUUCUAAAAAAACCAAAGAGGAAAACACCAAAAACAGGAUAAAAUCAUAUGAUUACGAAGGGUGGGCAAAACUUGAUGUGGACAGUAUUCUUGAUGAGCUUGACAAGGAAGACAGGACCCACGAUUCUGUGUCUCAAGAAUCAGAAUCGGAAGAGGAUGGGAUUCCUGUUGAUUCACAGAAGGCUCUUGCUCUAAAAGAAAAGGGCAAUAAGUUCUUCAAGCAAGGGAAGUAUGAUGAAGCAAUCGAAUGCUACACCAAAGGCAUGAAUGCUGAUCCGUACAAUCCUGUGCUGCCAACCAACAGAGCCUCAGCGUACUUCAGAUUGAAAAAAUUUGCUGUUGCUGAGUCUGACUGUAAUUUAGCAGUUGCCUUGAAUCGGAGUUACACAAAGGCUUAUGCCAGACGAGGGGCUGCUCGAUUUGCUCUGCAAAAAUUAGAGGAGGCCAAAAAAGAUUUUGAAAAAGUAUUAGAAUUGGAACCGAAUAACUUUGAAGCCACAAAUGAACUCAGGAAAAUUAAUCAGGCUUUGCCAUGCAGAGAGAGCUCGUGUCCUCAAGAAGCUGGCGCGAUGGUGAAGUCGGCUGCAGGGGAGAAGGAACAAGUUGAAGAGCAGCAGCAGAAGCAGCAGGCCACGGCACAGAAAGAUCUGGGGAAUGCAUUUUUUAAAGAGGGAAAGUAUGAAAGCGCGAUUGAAUGCUACACUCGCGGGAUGGCAGCAGAUGGCACCAAUGCGCUCCUUCCUGCUAACAGAGCGAUGGCCUAUCUGAAGAUUCAGAAAUAUGAAGACGCUGAGAAAGACUGCACACAAGCUAUUUUAUUAGAUGGCUCAUAUUCUAAAGCUUUUGCAAGAAGAGGAACUGCAAGAACAUUCUUGGGAAAGCUAAAUGAAGCCAAACAGGAUUUUGAGACAGUUUUACUUCUGGAACCUGGAAAUAAGCAAGCAGUGAGUGAACUUUCCAAAAUUAAAAAGGAAUUAAUCGAGAAAGGCCACUGGGAUGAGGUCUUUCUUGAUUCUACUCAAAGACAAAAUGUGAUUCAACCCAUAGAAAAUCCACCUUCUCCUGGAUCAACUGUGAGUAUCACAGUUUUCUUUUAUAAGCGCCCCACAUUUUUGUUAUGGUUUGACUCAUGCUUUGGAAACAUUUCCAGGGCUCAGGCGGACCUGAGACAAGGUGUCUGUCGGUCUUCUUGUGAGCAGAGUGCCCUCGAGGCAGAGCACCCGCCCGCUCCGCCGAUUGCAGCUGCGCUCCCUCCGCGCCCCGCAAACUCCUUCCAGCUGGAAUCGGACCUCAGACAGCUGAAAAGCUCUCCAGACAUGCUGUACCGGUAUGUGAAGGUAAGCAGGAGCGCCGAGCAGUGCAUUGUGAGUAAGAGGUCGAGAGCCUCUUUGUGGAUGCUGUACGUGUGUAGCACUUGCGGUAGAAAGCGGUGGCAGUGUGCUCUGUACAGACCUCCAGCCUUAGAAACUGGGCGGCAACCUUGCUCCCCUGCAGGGCCGCAGCGAGUCAUGCUCCACUGCGCCACAGCCAGCUGGUUUUGUAAGUAUGAUGGCAAACAGAAUGAUAAUCUACCUUUCAUGAAUAAUUUGUUUUUAUAUUUGGAUUAUUUCAGGAAAGAAAAUCCAUCACUCAUCUUUGAAAUCUUACAAAGACUGUCUGAACUAAAAAGGUUUGAUAUGGCGGUGAUGUUUAUGUCUGAACGUGAAAAAAAAAUUGUACACGCAUUGUUCAAUCACAUAGACUCAUCAGGAUUGAAGGAUAAGUCUGUCGAAGAACUCAAGGAAAGAUACGGUGGUUGAUUUCUGUUCUUACUGCAAUUACUGUGACUACAUUAUUUUUUUUCCUACUGAAAAUGCAGUACUUUGUUUUGCUUUUUAAAACAAUGUGAAGUAGAGAAAACUGUCUUUGGACAGAAGUAUAAAGUGGAUUGUGAUUUUACUGUGGCCCCAUGUACUCAAGUGGACUAUUUAUAAAUCUUUUUGUGGAAAUAAAAUAUAUAAUGUUUAUAUGUAAGAA